CUCGCUUUUGGUCCCGGAGGCCCGCGAAAUACACCGAUGCUCGCCAUUGUAGUCGGUGCAGCUGAUUUACGGCCGAUUUCGCGACAAACGUGCAAUACACACAUACACAUUGUACAUAUACGACAAGGGACUCUUGUGCGUGUAUGUGAGCGAGUGCGCGUGCAGCUUUUCGAGUGGGUGCAGCAGAGGGAGAGACAGCAGGGGCUGUGUUAAAUUGUCGUGUUACGAGGUGAGAAGGAUGAGUAACUGGAAUCAGUUGAACGUCGAGCACGCGACCAGCGCGAUGUCGCGCGGCGACGAUCUGCAGAUCCGCACUGGUAGCAUUAGGAGGAAAAAGAACACGACGAUAGAAAAGCUGCCGGACAAGGUGAUACUGAACGUGUUCAACUACCUCUCCCAUCGAGAGAUAUGUCGGAUGGCCACGGUUUGCAAGCGCUGGCGGCAGAUCGCCUACGACUCGAAGCUGUGGUCGCACGUUUCUCUGAGGCCGGAAAUCAGCGGCCUUCACGUCAAUUCCCUUGAAUUUCUCCUUCAAUUGAUCAGCAAUCGGUUCGCGGCGUCGUUGCGCUACAUCGAGCUACCAAUCGAGCUGAUAACCCACACGGUGCUGCACGAGUUGUCAAACAAGUGUCCGAACCUUACGCACAUGCUGCUCGACUUUUCCACGGCCAUGCAGCUCCACGACUUUUCCGAGAUGCAGACGUUCCCUGCCAAACUUAAGUACAUGUGCAUCUGCUUGUCCGAGGUCAUAUUCAUGGAGGGCUUUAUGCGCAAGAUUUACAACUUCAUCAACGGCCUCGAGAUCCUUCACCUCAUAGGCACUUACGAAAAGAUCGAGGAGGAAGAGGAGGAGAUCUACGAGGUGAUAAACGUCCACAAGCUCAAAUCGGCGACGCCAAACCUCCGGGUGAUCAACCUGUACGGCAUCAACUUCGUGGACGACUCGCACAUAGACGCCUUCUCGUCCAACUGCAUACAGCUCGAGUGCCUGGCCGUGAACUUUUGCUCCAAGGUCACGGGCUCGACCAUGAAGACGCUCUUCCAGAGGAGCCGGAGACUGCGGUGCCUGCUCAUGCAAGGAACCAAUCUGCAGAGCGAGCACGUGAUGCAGGUCGAGUGGGAGAAGUCGAGCAUCCAGGAGCUGGACGUGACGGCGACCGACCUCACGACCGAGUGCCUGAUCGACAUGCUGUCGAGGAUCCCGGGGCUGCGGUUCUUGAGCGCCGGCCAGCUGAACGGCUUCAACGACAGCGUGCUCAAGGCGUGGAUGGAGCUCGGGAACCCGCGCAACCUCAUAGCCCUUGACCUGGACAGCUCGGACAAUCUCAGCGACGACUCGUUGCACAAGUUUCUCUCGCGGCACGGCCAUCAGCUCUGGGCCAUCGCUUUGUCGGGUAUGCCGCACAUCACCGAUCAGCUUUGGCAGAGCGUCUUGCCGAUUCUGACCAAUGCCAAAAUCAUUAUCAUGGGUACUCAAGAAAGGCUAGGUGUCAACAUCCAUGUAGAUCAGCUCAUGGAUGGGAUAGCCAACAACUGUCCGAACUUGGAGCGCCUGGAAUUACGCUGGGAUCCAGAAAAUUUGAGGUUUUCCGACAAAAGUCAAAAGGCCAUUGAUAUUCUGAGAGUUAAAUGCAUAAAACUCAGAUGCUUAGCCCUAAGCGACGGAAGAUAUUACGAGAUCGUUAAAGCGAACUUCGAGCGCGCCGAUCGAAAUACCGUAGUACGCACGACAACGUGCUGCCGAGUGUCCAACUACUACCUGUUACAAAACUACAAGGAUUUGAUUUUCAACUGAUGAAAAUCCAUGGGUUACGAAAAAUCCAAGUGCGUUUGUUUAUAGUGUUUCAUUUGUUCAUACUAUGUUUAAUGGGCCGUGUCAAAAAUUUUAUACAUAAGGAACGAUGUUGGUUGCUUUGUACAGUUUCAUUACGCCAAAAGUGGAACUUGUAGAUAUAUUUUUAUACAUAGAAAAAAAGGACGAAAUUGGAUACCUCAUAUAAAUAUUUAAUACUACUUUGACAAUAAAAAUUGGAAAUGGACAAGACUAGCAACUUUUCCGUGAGAAUGAUAUGUGUAUAUGACUAGCUUCUGUUGUAAACGUGUUAACACUUUUCUCUAAAACUUCGAUAUUAUUUUUUUUUAAGGUACUUAUUUGGCCUGGAUAAAAAAAUCAAUAAAGUUCAUACUGAUAAAAAUUGAUUUUUUCCAAGCUGCGAUACCAUUUCACAAUAGCGUAAUACUCAAGUAUAAAAAAUGUUAGUCAAAUAUUUAUUUUUCUAAUUGCACUCAACAAAACAUUCAAGUUAAUUUUUUUAAUUCAUACAUCACCGUGGUACACUGUGUGUGUGUAGACAAUAAUCGAUUUACCAUACUGAAAAUAAUUAUGAAUCUGUAUGAUUUUAACU
Molecule: messenger RNA, 2405 nt
Organism: Copidosoma floridanum
Lineage: Eukaryota; Metazoa; Arthropoda; Insecta; Hymenoptera; Encyrtidae
Gene: FipoQ
Product: F-box/LRR-repeat protein FipoQ
Biological process (GO): positive regulation of protein ubiquitination
Molecular function (GO): protein binding
Source: RefSeq, a predicted model, not a curated record